AUGUGGUCACUUAAGACUAAUUGUUUAGUAUUAAUAAUAAUUGUGUUUUCUAUCACUAAAUACAAUGUAAACUCAGAAGAUAUCGGAAAACCAUUGUUAUUGACACCGCUUAUAGAGUCGGGUCGUAUCCGAGCCGCACAACAGGCAAGUCUAGUGACCGGUUUGCCCGACGCACCAAAUAUUACCAGUUAUUCGGGAUAUUUGACGGUUAAUAAAAAGUUUAAAAGCAAUAUGUUUUUCUGGUAUUUUCCGGCACUGAAUAAAGACAAAAAGGCCCCACUAUUACUUUGGCUUCAGGGAGGACCGGGAGGUUCAUCAUUGCUUGGUUUAUUUAUUGAAAACGGUCCGCUAGUUUUAGAUAAACAUCUAAAAGCUAGUCUAAGACAAUAUACGUGGGCUCAAGAGUUUUCAAUGCUAUUUAUUGAUAAUCCUAUUGGUGCUGGAUUUAGUUAUACACAAAAUGAUCUUGGUUACGCCAAAAACCAGUCCGAUGUGGCCAACAAUCUGUAUACAGCUUUACAACAGUUUUUCAUAUUAUUUCCAAAUGAAAGACUAAAUGAUUUCUAUAUAACGGGUGAGUCAUAUGCGGGUAAAUUUGUGCCGGCAUUGGCUUAUAAAAUACAUACGGAAGGAAAGGCAUCCAAUAUUAACCUCAAAGGCAUAGUAUUAGGCAACGGUCUAACGGAUCCAAUAACACAGUUUGUAUUUGGGGAACAACUGUUUCAAUUGGGACUUAUUGAUGAAAAUCAGAAAAAUGUUUUUCUCGAUAAAGAACAUAAACUACAGAAUCUGAUUAAAAACAAACAAUAUAUCGAGGCUUUCAAUAUAAUUGAUUGGAUUUUCAAUAAAGAUAUACUAGAUUUUGGCGGAUAUCCUAAUUCUACCAGUUAUUUGAAAAAUAUAACCGGUUUAACCUAUUAUUACAAUUAUUUACUGGACACACAACCCGACGAUAUGACCUAUUAUUCAAAAUAUCUAGACAUACCAGCGACCAGACAGGCCAUACAUGUGGGUAAUGUGCAGUUCGGUAGUUCAUUGAUAAAAGUCAGAACUUCACUAAAAAAUGAUUACAUCCAAUCUGUAAAGCCAUUGAUGCCAACACUGUUAGAUAAUUACAAAGUUUUACUAUAUACGGGCAAUCUGGACAUCAUUGUGUCGGCACCGGCCACCGAAAACUAUAUCCAAACCAUACAAUGGUCUAAAACCCAACAGUACAGUAGAGCACAGAGAGUUAUCUGGAAAGUUGACAAUCAAAUAGUCGGUUAUGUUAAACAAGUGGAUCGUUUUGUUCAGGCAGUUGUCCGAAAUGUCGGUCAUUUGGUACCCCAUGAGGCGCCCAAAGCGGCACAUAAUUUGAUUACUAGAUUUGUCAGAGAUAUCUCUUUUUCAAAAUAA
Oppia nitens is the source of this 1395-nucleotide messenger RNA. RefSeq names its product venom serine carboxypeptidase-like. Gene Ontology annotation, biological process: proteolysis. The transcript is spliced from 3 exons. The record is from RefSeq and is a predicted model, not a curated record. Gene Ontology annotation, molecular function: serine-type carboxypeptidase activity. NCBI's taxonomy places the organism in Eukaryota, Metazoa, Arthropoda, Arachnida, Sarcoptiformes, Oppiidae. Bases 1 to 1395 code for a protein of 464 amino acids.